CGUACCACGACAAGUCAUCCACCCCCAGCUGCAUCUCGCACCUCAGCGGCCUCCCCUUACGUUCUGUUGUUGCUUACACAGUAAGAAAUAUGUUACCCGCAUAUCUUAUGCAGCACAGGACUAUCUCCAAUCAACUUAGUUCAUAACGCCUGACACACGAACCGUACAGAGAUACCUCAACGUUACGGACCUGAGUCUUGAGAAUACGCCCCUGUAUUGUGACAGGCAGGGAGGGAAAAACAAGGGGAAAAAAAAAAACAAAGAAGCAAAGAGACAAUGUGCGGCACCAAAAUCAGCUACGCCUGCUCGACAACGCUCAUCUCGCAGUCGGCCACGUGCGGCUGCGAGCGCGUCGUGGCCUGCGGCAACAGCACCCUCUUCUGCGGCACCUGCGCACACCCGCGCUGCAAGGAGCUGCGCGGCGAGGUGGCGGUCGCGUAGGGCUGGUGGCGGCCACGGCGGGCUACUCCUUUCAUGGUCGGGCUGCUCUCCGUGGACGGUGGUGGUAGGGCUGGCAUGGGUGAUGAAGGGUUGCUGUUGUUGAGAGAGAGGAGGAGGGAACUGUCCGAGAGAUGUAGGACCACAUCGAUUCGAGCCGGGACUGGGGCUGGGCGUCAGACAUCGUGUUGUGGUCGUCAUUGAGGAGCUGUGGUCGCCGGCGCAAAGCCGGUUCAGACUUUGAAGGACGUCGGAAUGAGACUUUGUUGGCAUAGAUCGCUACGCCUUGAGCAAAUCUCAUGGUGUACAAGUAUAGUG
This is a messenger RNA of Parathielavia appendiculata, 756 nucleotides long. RefSeq lists its product as uncharacterized. The coding region runs from base 277 to 441 and encodes 54 amino acids. The record is from RefSeq and is a predicted model, not a curated record. The transcript is spliced from 2 exons. NCBI's taxonomy places the organism in Eukaryota, Fungi, Ascomycota, Sordariomycetes, Sordariales, Chaetomiaceae.